AUGUUGGGAACAUCCCCUGGUCCAUAUAAUUCAUAUGAUGCAAUACUGGUGGUUAUAGACUCAUUCUCCAAAUUUGGCCACUUCAUCCCAACCACAAAAAAGGUGUUGGCUAAAGGUCUAGCUAACCUCUUUGUCACCCAUAUUUGGAAACUCCACGGACUGCCCGUUAGAACCAUAUUGGACCGAGGAACAACAUUUACUGGGAAGUUCCUCAGAGCCCUUUACCAAAGGCUGGGAAUCCAACCAUCCUUCUCCUUGGCCUAUCACCCCAAAUCAGACGGACAGACCAAGUGCAUCAACCAGUUCAUUGAGUUCUAUCUAAGAUCUUACGUAGCAGCAGACCACUUGGAUUGGGUCAAAUGGUUGCCACUUGCGGAAUACGCUUACAACAAUGCUAAGCACGCUGCAACCAGAAAGACCCCCUUUGAACUGAUUUAUGGAAGGAAUCCCAUGAUGAACCCGUCAACCGUACCAGCCAAUGUACCAGAAGCGGAUCUGGUAGCCGAUACCCUGGCUCAGGAAUGGCAGGAGGCAGAAUCAGCACUCAGAAUGACUAAGGAACGCAUGGCAAGACCAAAAGGGAUAAUUCCGGAAUACUCCGUGGGCAAGAAAGUAUGGCUUGAUGGAAAAAAUGUAGGACUUAGGACAAACUCUAACAAACUGGACCCCAAGCAACUAGGUCCAUUUGAAGUCACAGAAAAAAUAUCAAGUCACGCCUACCGCCUAAAACUCCCAGACUCCCUGAAAAUCCACAAUGUAUUCUAUGUAGGAUUGCUAAGGGGAAGGGAGUACGAGGUUGAACAAAUCAUUGACUCCAAGCAACAACGGGGAAAAUGGUUCUACCUAAUUAAAUGGAAGGGUUAUGGUCCGGAAGACAACUCCUGGGAACUGGAAGAACUCUUAGAACACAGCCAAGAGGAGAUUCAACGCUUCAACAAGUCACAACUGAAAAAGGCUUGUGACUCUGCCAAGAGCCUUUAA
Messenger RNA from Rhizoctonia solani, 981 nucleotides. RefSeq names its product Retrotransposable element Tf2 protein. Gene Ontology annotation, molecular function: nucleic acid binding. Gene Ontology annotation, biological process: DNA integration. The transcript is spliced from 3 exons. Lineage: Eukaryota; Fungi; Basidiomycota; Agaricomycetes; Cantharellales; Ceratobasidiaceae. The record is from RefSeq and is a predicted model, not a curated record. The coding region runs from base 1 to 981 and encodes 326 amino acids.